Messenger RNA from Chelonoidis abingdonii (Abingdon island giant tortoise), 1783 nucleotides. It is a transcript of the gene SCD, whose product is annotated as stearoyl-CoA desaturase. NCBI's taxonomy places the organism in Eukaryota, Metazoa, Chordata, Testudines, Testudinidae. Gene Ontology annotation, biological process: monounsaturated fatty acid biosynthetic process; unsaturated fatty acid biosynthetic process; response to fatty acid. Gene Ontology annotation, cellular component: endoplasmic reticulum membrane. The record is from RefSeq and is a predicted model, not a curated record. Gene Ontology annotation, molecular function: stearoyl-CoA 9-desaturase activity; iron ion binding; palmitoyl-CoA 9-desaturase activity.
AGCUUAGCCUAGGACAGAGCGCUACAGUCCAACAGCAACGCGAACAGCAGAUUGCUGACAGCCAAUGGCGAGGGCAGCCUUAGGUGGCACCAAAUUUCCGUCAACCAAUAGGAUCCCCUCGGCAAGUCUAAAGGCAUCAUUAGCGAUUCUCCCAUCCUCGUCCUCUUCAUCAGCAUCCUUCCCCUCACCUGGCAUCGGUCUGCCAGUCCCAAGAAAACAAUAACAACAGCAGCAAGCGUAGGGCACCGGAAAGCUUCACUGCCUCAGCCCUGGCAGCUGUCGCCUACUAAGCCAAGGAGCGGGGACGCCGCUGAAGUGCUGCGAGGGCUCCCCGCGGCAAAGCACGAUCCAUCUCCCGGGAUCCCAUUACCACGGGCACCGCCACAGGCGGCGUCUUCACUGAAGCGCAGAGCAUCUGCCAGGAGCAGCACGCAGCUCUCCCUCCCUCGGGGGUCACAGCGGAUCUCCGCAGAGGAAGCCGCCGGCAGUAGCUGUCCAUAGAGCUCUGCACACACACGCGCAGUCCCCAGAUGCCUGCCAGCUUGCUCCAAGAGGAGCUCUCCAAGGAUCUCCUCUCCCCCACAGUCACCGCCAGGGUGAUGAGGAAUGGGGGAGCAGGCAUGGAGAAGGCCCUAUCCAACCAAGAGGACUUGGGAGGAGACCGGGGCAUGACAGACGAUAUCUUUGAUGAGAGCUACUGUGAGAAGGAGGGCCCCAAGCCUGCCAAGAGAUACGUCUGGAGGAACAUCAUCCUCAUGAGCCUGCUGCACUUAGGGAGCUUGUACGGGUUGUGGCUGAUACCUGCAGCAAAACCUGCCACCUUGGCAUGGGGGUCCCUGUGUUUCCUGAUGAGUGCUCUUGGGAUCACAGCUGGAGCGCAUCGUCUCUGGAGCCAUCGGUCCUACAAAGCUGGCUUGCCCCUCAGGAUCUUUCUGGCCAUUGGCAACUCCAUGGCUUUUCAGAAUGACAUCUACGAGUGGGCCCGAGAUCACCGCGCCCACCACAAGUUCUCCGAGACCGACGCCGACCCUCAUAACGCCACGCGGGGCUUCUUCUUCUCCCACGUUGGCUGGCUGCUGGUGCGCAAACACCCUGACGUCAUUGAGAAGGGCCAGAAGCUAGACCUGGCUGACCUGAAGGCCGACAAGGUGGUGAUGUUCCAGAGGAGGUUUUACAAGCUUUCUGUGGUGGCCAUGUGCUUCCUGUUCCCCACCCUAGUGCCCUGGUGCUUCUGGGGGGAAUCUCUUCGCAACAGCUUCUUCCUCCCCACCAUCCUGCGCUACGUGGUGGUGCUCAACGCCACCUGGCUUGUGAACAGCGCUGCACAUAUGUUUGGCAACCGGCCCUAUGAUCGAAACAUCAGCCCCCGGGAGAACCGCUUGGUCACAUUUGGAGCCUUAGGCGAAGGCUUCCACAAUUACCACCACACCUUCCCCUACGAUUACUCCACCAGCGAGUUCGGCUGGCACUACAACUUCACCACGGCCUUCAUCGAUCUUAUGUGCCUCCUGGGGCUGGCCAGCGACCGCAAGACGGUCUCCAAGGAGACCAUCCUGGCUCGGAAAAUUCGGACUGGUGAUGGCAGCCACAAGAGUGGCUGAGGGCCUGUGUCAUCCCCCCACAACCUCUUCACUCACCCCAAGCAAGCUGGGCACACUAUUUUAUGUUCUAUUUACUAACCAUUGAAUAAUGCUACCAGGUUGCUUCAGAUGAUGAUGAUUUUAACCCUCUCCUGCACAAUGUAUUUUAAAUGAUGUAUUUAAGACCUAUAACUUUGUCUCUC